This is a messenger RNA of Thrips palmi, 3507 nucleotides long. Its product is annotated as proton-coupled amino acid transporter-like protein pathetic. The record is from RefSeq and is a predicted model, not a curated record. Gene Ontology annotation, biological process: amino acid transmembrane transport. The transcript has 8 exons. Gene Ontology annotation, molecular function: amino acid transmembrane transporter activity. Gene Ontology annotation, cellular component: vacuolar membrane. NCBI's taxonomy places the organism in Eukaryota, Metazoa, Arthropoda, Insecta, Thysanoptera, Thripidae. The coding region runs from base 16 to 1683 and encodes 555 amino acids.
UCGACAAGGCGGUGCAUGUUACAAAACCAAAUCAAGGCCAGACGGCCAAAACGUCAGGACGGCAGAUCUUGGGAAAGUUUAACACUGUUCGGAGGCCCAAUCGUGGGAAGGGUCGCGCUUCUAGUCAAAUUGGGUGCGCGCGGUCGGAUUUGCCGUCCUCUCCGAGCCACGUUCUUUCACCAACUCAGCAGCGUUGUCCAAGGGAAGAUGGGAAAGAAAAAAGAAGAAAGACAGCCCCUUCUGGUGUCAUCAAAUGAACCUUUGAACGAUACUUAUGACAGGUCAGCUAUUCCUCGUCCUGAUCUGAGGAAUUCCCCUGACAAUGUUGUUGUCCAUUUGGCUGGGGGGCCCAUGGAAGGGGCAAGUACACCAGACGGAGGCGUCCCUCCUCCACCUAAGCCACCAAAGCCAGACUUUGAUCCAGUACUUAACAGAAAUUUGGAACAUCCCACAUCGAACUUGGACACUAUGAUACAUUUGUUGAAAGGAAACAUUGGCUCUGGCAUUUUGGCGAUGCCUGAUGCCUUCAGUAAUGCAGGCCUUGUGGUCGGAACUGUGGGCACCCUAAUAAUGGGAGUGAUUUGCACUCAUUGUAUGCACAUGCUGGUGAAAUGUGCUCAUGAGCUCUGUCGCCGAUCCCAAAUGCCAGCUCUUGGAUUUUCUGAGGUAGUGGAGACAGCGUUUGCUACAGGGCCAUCAGUACUGCGACCUUUCUCGCAUGCUGCCAAGAUUAUGGUCAAUGUUUUCCUCUGCAUUACUCAGUUGGGCUUCUGCUGUGUAUACUUCGUAUUUGUUGCAGCCAACCUCAGAGAUGUUGUUGCACAUUUCUGGAUUGAUCUGGACGUCCAGGUUUACCUGGGCUUGCUGUUGAUACCUAUGAUUGUCCUCAACUGGGUGAAGAAUCUCAAGUACUUGGCUCCAGUCUCCUUGUUUGCCUCCAUCCUGACCAUUACGGGCUUGGGCAUCACCUUUUUCUACAUGCUUCAAGGACUGCCAAGGACCUCAUCAGUACAUGCAUUUGCGCCCUGGCACAAGUUGCCUCUGUUUUUCGGCACUGCUAUUUAUGCUUUUGAGGGAAUUGGUGUGGUUCUUCCUUUGGAAAAUAAUAUGGAGACUCCUCAAGAUUUUAGUGGACUAACUGGAGUACUUAACACUGGUAUGGUGAUUGUCGCAGCCCUGUACACGUCAGUUGGCUUCUUUGGAUACCUGAAGUAUGGUGACCAUGUGAAGGGUAGUAUUACGCUAAAUCUACCUCCCAAUGAUUUGUUGGCUCAGUCGGUACGUCUUAUGAUGGGAUUGGCUAUCUUUCUGUCGUAUGGUCUCCAGUUCUAUGUUCCUAUGAACAUUAUCUGGCCUCUGAUCAAAGAUAAAUUGCAUACUGAAAAGGCUCAAAUGUAUGGAGAAUAUAUUGUGCGCACCAUCAUUGUUAUUUUCACUUUUGUAUUGGCUGCUCUAAUUCCAGACCUUGGUGCAGUGAUUUCACUGGUUGGCGCUGUUAGUAGUUCAGCCCUUGCUCUAAUUUUCCCUCCACUGAUUGAAAUAAUAACUUUCUGGAAAGUUGGAUUGGGUCGCUAUAACUGGAUUUUGUGGAAGGAUAUUGCCAUUGUCAUAUUUGGUCUCCUUGGCUUUGGCUUUGGAUCUUACUCUAGCAUUGAGAAUAUUCUCAAUGCUGAUAAGAGUUAAAGGAAACAUAAGCAUAGCUUUAAUCAUCAUUAUUACCAAAACUGAUGACAAUAAUUUUUUGGUACAUUUUUUUGAGGAUAUAUGCAACAAUGACAAUAAUGAAUUGGGCUUUAUAUUUCAAUGUGAUUUUUACCUGUGCCUAUGUUUUAAGUUUUGUUUUUAGUAAGAAUUUGCAAGAUUUUAACAGAACAGUAUUCUAUUAUGUGUGUAAUGUAUACUUGUAUCUAAGAUUGAAGUCAUACACUACUAUUAAAAGUGUGACAUUUACCAUUUAUUAUUGUAUAGUUCGAUCAAUUUAUGUAUUUAUCUAAAUGGUUUUGUUAUGUGGGAUAUUUAUGUGCGUAAGCCCUUUUUAAUUAAGUUUUUAAAAUUUUCAUGGUUUUAUUCUCUAUGAGGAAUGAUCUAUUUUCUGUGUUUCUCUCUUCUUUCACCCCCCUGUGAUAUCUGUAGGAUUAUUUUGUAGAUUGACCUUUUUUUUAAGUUGAAUGUUUGCCAAUUUUAGUUAAUUUAUGAGAUGCAGUCUUAAGUAAAUCUGUUUUGUACAAGGAUUUUUUCCUCCCUAGUUCAUUUUUAUCUCAAGUUUACUUAAGGGAUAUUCCUCAAACUGCUGUACAUUCCAAUCACUACUGGGUGGUCCGAGCUUUAUUGCUGACAUUUAGCUUUGUCCUAAACUGAAAUUUUUCAUUAUUUGUCAAUUAUGGGAAGGGAGGAAAACAAUUAUAGUAGUGAUUUACUGCUUUCUGCAUUCUCAAGCUCUAACAUUUGAUCUAAAUUGCUGUUCUAAAUAUUUUCAUAUGAAAUAAGGUUUUGCCACUCCAGGGAUGUGCAUUGAGCACACUGGCAUUAAUCAUAUCAGUUUCUUUUAUCAGCUUAACUUACAUCAAUCCAUUCAAUUUCCUUCACAGAAGUAUCUUGGAGAUAUUGUUUUUAAGUGCUACUCACACUUCUACUGUAACAAGCCAAAUAUUAAAAGCAAGAUGUACCUGUCACUUACGAAAUGCUACUUUGCGUGGGUAACAUUUUCUGUUGUCGGUGUCAUUUCUCUUAAUCACUCUUUUUAUAUUAAAAAGUGUGAUCUUGAUGUUUUUGUGAAGUCCUUUAUUUAUUCUUAAUUUUAUUGUGAAGUCAAUGAUAUGGUUAUAACUUCCUUGAAUUGAGAAUUAUAGCAACUGGCAUAUUUUUUUGCCCACUGUAAUUUUUGUGGCAUAUCUCAUUUGUGAACUUUAUUUAUUUUUUGACUUGAAAUUGUGUACAACUGUGUUGUUGAUAAGGCUCAUAGAAGGAAGAGGGCUACAGUCUUUACAAAUUUACCAUAAAUUUGAUUGGCUAAAGCAUUUCAUUUAACUAGGGUUUGAAGUACUAUGUAGUUUCACUCCAUCAAAAAUAAAUAUUUUAGAUGUGAGACUAAGUGUAUUCCAGCUUCUAGAUCUCUAACCUCUAGUGCAUGAUGAACUUUUAAGUGUGAUGCUUCUUCUCUAGUUUGUAGUGUCUCCUGUGCCAUGUUAUUUGUAUCAGUUCCUGUUCUUUCCCACUUGGUGUGAUAUGAACUUCCUUUAAGAUUCUAAGAUGACUGCAGGCAGUCUUAGUUAAAUCAAGUGUCAUGUUUGGACUUGGUUGCUGUAUACUUCAUGCAUUUAUAGAUUGUCUGUUUUAUUGUUGUUCCUGCAGAACACGAAUUGUGUCUAUGUGCUGUAUGAAUUUGAACUUUGCAAGUGGCUGGACACAGCUCACUCAUUAAGCCAAACUGUUUUAUGACAAUAAUAUUGCCUUCCUGGUUUGAAUAGUUGUUUCGUUUGAAUAAAUAUAUCAAUCUGUGUAGAAGUA